AGCGAUCUCAAUGACUCCUGAGAGCACGCAGGUGGAUGUGAAGGAUUCUUCCUCCCCAAAACGCGAGCAGCUUUCUUCGUUUCGGUUUCUGCUCUGCCAGACGAGCGAAGGAAACCCCGUGCGCCACCGCCCGGUGUCGAGACACCGCGUGGCGCUUUUCGGUUCUGCCCCUCGGCGCGGCUCCCUUUUCUGCUUCGCGUUAGUCUUCAGCUUUCGUCUGUCGUUAUAUUGGCCUCACAGGCGCUCCUCGGUCUCUUUGGUGUUCUUAUGAUUCGUGUCUGCGCCCCUGACUGCAUGCAGAGUGCGCGGCAGACCGGACUUUCUGUCCUGGAGCGUGCACGGCGCGCCUCUGGCGUCUCCCGCUCGUCUCUCCCUGUCUGGGCAGUCCUAAGGACUUGGAGGGAUUUUUUCUCUUCCUAUACCUUCGCGACUCGCUGCUUCGCUUCUCGCCGGAAAGACCCCUGCUCACUUUGUCGCUCUCUCUCCGGCUGUCUUUUCUGCACCUCGUCUUCGCCUUAGCUUCCUGUGUUCCUCUUCGGCUGUCCUUUUCCUCUCCACCGUUGUGCCCCGCUUUCUCUUGUCUCACCCCCUUCUUCUUUCUUUUGCGCCCUUUCCGGCUUUCCUUUCCGGAGCCUCAGAGGGUUCUCUCUUUCCGGCCGUGUGUGGUUUUCCACUUGAAAACGACCUUUCAUUUCUUCGCUGCGCAUGCAAGCUGCCUGAUCGAUCCUCGUUCUCCGCGCAAGAGUUCUUUCGGGAACAACGCACUGAGACACCCGAGUCGACGCUCCGAUCUCCGUCUGUGGGUAUCACAUUCUCCAGCCUGACCAGGUGUACGUACACCCGACGCGGACGGCGACGCAGAGUGUCUCGCGGGCGCGUCUCCUGCAGGCGCGGCGUCGCGCUCGACGGAGACGAGCGCGACAGCCUCCGCCUUUGCACGGUUCAGGCGCCUUUGAGAGAUCUUUUCGUCUUCACUUUCGCAGGCCUUCCUUCUGCUCCUCGCUUCUUGACCUCGACUGCUCCUGGGUACUCGGUGUCGCCGCCCUUGUGCACCCGAGCCGCUUUCUCUGCGGCUUCUGGGGAGACGAGAACUCCUUCGUUCGGCACACAGAGACGGAGACGAGACAUUCUUUUCUCAGAACGAAAAAAACAAACGCAGGUCCGCUAGGAAAUUCCAUUCAGGUACAAUGUGAAGUGGUGUCAUGAACAGGCUGAUUGGCGUUGAGUCUUCUGCGUGUGAGAGUUCGACCGGAUCAUCAGCCGCUGAAGAGCAAUGUGCCUCAGCAGAUGCUGCUUCGGUCGCCCGGGGAGACAGGCGUGGCUUCUUCGAGCUUUGAGGAGCCUUUCCAGCCUUCUCUUCCUUCUGCUCUUGUCCGUCAAUGGAAUCUGCACUGUCUCGCAUGCAACUGCUGCGAAACCUACGAAGGCAGAGCAUUUCCAGUGUCCCGCUUCGCCCGGCGAAUCCUGUUCCUCCUUUCCUCUUUCUCCUUUCUCUUCAUCCUCUCCUUCUUCCUCUCCUUCUUCCUCUCGUUCUUCACCCACUCCUGCUUCUUCUUCCUCUUCUCCGUCAUCGCCUUCGUCUCCUCUGAAGAAAACAACUGUGUUUUCCCCUUCGGUGUCGUCUUCUCCGUUUGCGUCUCUGCCUCCGUUUCCGCGAGGGGUCCGCCCUGCGAACGUCCGGUUUACUUUCUCUCGCCGAGUCGAGAAGGUUUCGGCCUUUACCUUCUGGAUUAACUGGCUGCUGCUUUUGCUCGCUUCGCUCCUGGUUGCAUGCGUCCUCCUCGUCGCCCUCCUGGGGGAGGCCCGACUCUGGGCGCUCGCUGAACGGGUGUCUCCCGCACUCCGGCUCUGGCGGAAAAACCGAAAAAAAAUGCAGCGCGAGGCUGGCAGGCUUGCAUGCGCCUACGAAGAGAAAAGAGAGCAGCGCUCCAAGCAAAUUACGGAAAUGAUCUUCGCAGUCGAAACGCACAAUGCCGAGAAACAGCUGGAGUGUUUUCGGAGCAUCGAGGCGCUCGAGGCGGAGCUCCUAGAAAUCCGAAAAGAAUUUCUCGCCGUGCGUGGCAGGCUGGAUGUCUGCGCCCAGGCGCGCGCUCUGGUGAGGACGCUGAGGUGCCCAAGUGUCUCUGCGUCUGUGCUGGCUGCCGAGCCGAGCGAGGACGCGGCGUCCUCACUCCUGUCCUCGAUGACCAUCGACUCAGUUCUCCAGCGACGCUCGACGCCCUUCCGCCGGAGAAGGAGAAGGCAAGAAACAGAGAAGGCAAGACGCGCGGGAGUUCAGAGCUCUGCGUGGCGAGGAGAUCGUGCAGCAGCGCAGAGCGAGACAGACGAAGAAGAAGAGAGCCCCGCAGAGACGGAAGAAGAGGCCGAGGACAGUGAAGAAGAAGGGCAAGAAGAGGAGGGAGAAGAGACAGGUGAAGUUGAGAGUUUGGAAGAGACACGGCUGUUGUCAGAGGAGGCUGAGGAGGCUCACCGUCUCGUUCGUUACUCGUCGUCUUCUUCUCUAUCGUCCGCAGCAGAUUCAGUAGUUGAAGAAGGCAUUGUCAAAGACGCACUGGAGGAACGACGAGAAUUUCGCGUCUCCGAAGACGCGCGAGAACAUCGAGAACAAGCGCAAAGAGACGCAGCGACAACCACGUGGAGAGGCACUCUCAUGGAAGGCGCGCUGUUGGGCCACCGAUUCGAACAACUCCAAAAGAGAAAGCUAAUCAAUUCCGCUAAAGUUCUUCAACACUAGAGUCCUUUAUCUGUACAGCUCUCUCUGUGCAUGCAUAGGGCCGCAAACACACAUACGCACAUUGAGAUAUAUAUAUAUAUAUAUAUAUAUAUAGCUGUUAACAUAUAUAUAUAUAUAUAUAUAUGUAUAUAUGUAUAUGUAUUUAUAUGUAGAUGCAUGGGUAUAAAUGUUCAUCUAGGUUUUUGUGGUUGUGUGUGGAGGGGAAGACGAGACAGGUGGUUGAGGGUUCGUGGACAGGUAGUCGAUUUUCUACGUCAGACUCGUGCUGCUUUCUGGUGUGGUGCUGGCGAAGAACAAUUUGCGCUUUCCAUCCCUGCGCAUCGGGUAAUUCGCUGCGAAACGAGACAGGAGCAAGAAGCUUGAGAGUUGCGUAAAUCGUUCACCGG
Molecule: messenger RNA, 3120 nt
Organism: Toxoplasma gondii ME49
Lineage: Eukaryota; Apicomplexa; Conoidasida; Eucoccidiorida; Sarcocystidae
Exons: 4
Coding region: 1274-2734 (486 amino acids)
Source: RefSeq, a predicted model, not a curated record